This is a messenger RNA of Monosiga brevicollis MX1, 999 nucleotides long. RefSeq lists its product as uncharacterized. The record is from RefSeq and is a predicted model, not a curated record. NCBI's taxonomy places the organism in Eukaryota, Choanoflagellata, Craspedida, Salpingoecidae. The coding region runs from base 1 to 999 and encodes 332 amino acids. The transcript has 3 exons.
AUGCCCUCUGUCAUCAUCGGAGCUCUGCAGAGUCUCGGGGCGCACCUGUGCUUUCUUGAUUCAGACGAUGUCAUGAAGCCCGAGCGCGUGCGCGUGCAGCUUGCGGCGAGUCUGCGUUUUCCCAACGCCAUGAUUGGUAGUCGGGUUGAGCGAGUCCCAGCCGACUCCACUUCGCGCUACACACACUGGAUCAACGGCGUGACCCAGCGCGAACUGGUCACCCACCGCUUCCGAGAUGUCUCCCUGAUCGCCCCAACCUGGUUCAUGCCACGCCGCGUCUUUGCCAGCACUGGUGGCUUUUCCCCCGAGUUGGCCGAGGAUUUGCUGCUGCUACAUGCACACAUCACAGCCUUUGCUCAUCAGCACGGGCAUGAUGGUGCUCAGGCUUGGUCCAUCGCCCGCCGAGCCUUCCGACCCCUCGAUCACAGCACAUCUGCCCUCUCGGUGGUGGGUCACACUGAUGCCGAUCCAAGGGAUCGCUCAACGACAGCUGAAGCCCGUAUAUCUGCAGGAAUGCCUACAGCAGAGCAGCUUGUUCUUCCUACCUCUGAGGUUGCUCUCUAUCGCUGCCCCGAGGUACUGAUGAUGUAUCGCUUUCGCGAAGCCUCGGGUAGCUUUCGAGUGUCUCGUGCCUAUCUGCGCGAGAUGCGCACAGCGUUAUUAGUGGAUCAGGUCCUGACAAAGUGGCCUGAUCGCUUUGGUAUAUGGAGUGCCGGCAAGAAUGGUCGUCAGUUUUUCCAGGCCCUGCCUGCACACUUACAAGCGCGGGUUCGCGCGUUUUAUGAUGUGGACGCCAAAAAGCUUGGCAAGGAGUACCGGCACCACGAUCCCGUAACCCGACAUGUUUUACGCAGCAUACCCAUCCUACCGAUCGAAGGGCUUGUGCCACCUUUUGUCACAUGUUUGGCCUUGGAUCGUACGGAGGGUGUCUUCGAGGCUACGCUAGCGCAUAUGGCCGUCGAUUUGGUGGAGGGUCGCGACUACGUCAUCUUUAACUGA